UGUUGUUGUUGCAAUGAUGGUUGGCAUUCUCAAUCGUCUUCACAGCAGCAGUAAGAUGACAGGUAUGGAGUUCCUAGGUGUCCUCAUCUUUAUCAUUGGCUUCUAUAAUGUGGUCCUUAUAGGCGGGGUAGGAUAUUUUACACGUGCUUGGCCGAGAGAUGGUGAGGAGGUGUUUUGGGGAUAUGAGGAUGGGUUAUGGGAUCAUCCAGAGCCUAACUAUAAGGUCCUACCCUGGGUAGCGGAGUUCUAUGCUGUUGUUAGUGCUAUACCUCUUGCUGGUAUAACCUUACUUUAUCAAGCUAUACGGUAUAGAUAUGAUAGGGUAGUAUUGGUAUUAUGUCUUAUGGAUGUAUGGAUGUAUACCUGCGCAUUCUUCUCACAUAUGACAUUGUAUCCACCUCUUAAUGCUAUCACACUAACCUCGGUCCUCACUAACUCUCUAUAUACCUUCUUCAUGUAUUCGUGGAUGGCUGGUGGGCCGUUGAAGUCUACUCCCAUACGUGCUAUCCUUACUGUUACUAUCUGGCUUUUUAUCGUGCAGUGUGUCAGGACUCUGCCUGCUAUGUUCGGCCAUAGAGGGGGUGUUCCUGCUCUCUUGGUCAUCCAAGUCCCGGCUGUUGUUGCCGCAGCUUCGGGAGCAGCAUGGAUGCGGCAUAACUGUGAGGAGAGGGAGAAGGCCAUUUAUGGUCCCCUCCUUUUCUCUGGAGCCCUCCUAAUCCUGGCCAUGGGUGUCAGUGUUAUCGAGGUCGUCUACGGCCAGUACUGUCAGGAUCAUUACUUUGGUAACUUCCCACUUUUCCACGUAAUAAUCCACACACUAGAGCAGAUCGGUAUUUACCUAUACGGUGUAAUGGUAGCCUCGAUCCGGCAUACCAUCAAUGAGCCCCGUAAAGGAGCUAAAUUAGAGUACUGUGGUGGAUGGCUACCCUACCUUAGAUUGGCUUCUUCUAGCUGCUAUGAGGGUAUCGCUAGGUCGGCACCUAGUGUAGUGCCUAAUGAUACACCCCCUCGUGGAGGAUCGGGUAGAUAUAAUCUCAGGAAGCGUGUUUCCAAGACUCCUACUGGUCCCAGUGCUAUGGAGGAUUCUAUGUCUGCUGAGUAG
Molecule: messenger RNA, 1102 nt
Organism: Perkinsus marinus ATCC 50983
Lineage: Eukaryota; Perkinsozoa; Perkinsida; Perkinsidae
Exons: 1
Coding region: 14-1102 (362 amino acids)
Biological process (GO): ceramide metabolic process
Cellular component (GO): membrane
Molecular function (GO): hydrolase activity, acting on carbon-nitrogen (but not peptide) bonds, in linear amides
Source: RefSeq, a predicted model, not a curated record